GUAGCCACUAAGCUCCAGUAUCUUAGCUGGACGCCUCCUCUGCCUCUCUCAAAAACCCCAAUCUCUCCCUUUUCCCCCUUUCCCUUUUCACUCAGCUCUCAUCUGAGCUCCGAGAGGAAGAAACAGAGAGAGCAAAGACGGAGUCUUUUUCACGUUCUCACACAAUGCCCAUUCCUUCCUCCUUCGUCUUCGUCUUCCUAUUCCUCUGCCUCCUCCACCGCCGCUCCACCGCUUUCCCCGUCCGCCGCAUUCUCCACCAGCCCUUCUUCCCGCUCGACACCCUCCCACCCGCACCAUCCCCUUCAUCCCUCCCUCCACCACCGCCUCCCCCUUCGCCGCCGGCGAAACUCCCUUUCUCCAACACCGGAACCCCAACCGCCACAAAUCCCGCCUCCCCAUUCUUCCCGACCUACCCUUCCCCGCCUCCACCGCCGUCCCCCUCCACAUUCGCUUCCUUCCCGGCCAACAUCUCGUCACUGAUCCUCCCUGAAUCCCCUUCUUCAAAACCCCCUUCUUCCUCCCACAAACUACUCGCUCUCUCCCUCUCCUUCCUCGCCGCCGCUGUUAUCGUCUCCGCCGUUCUCGCCUUCUACUUCUGCCGCCGCCGGAGGAGUGCCAACGAACCACCUCCCGGUCACGAUGCCAAAACCCAUGCCUCAUCCGACCGCCACAGCAGCAGCCGGUUCUAUGCCGUGAAUCCGGAUCGGGGCUCCGGAUCCAGGCACAAGCUCCGCCCCACGAAUACCAGCUCGGAGUUUCUGUAUCUCGGGACGCUUGUGAAUUCCCAUGGAAUUGGGGAUGGUGGCGGGUCGAAUCCUGCUGCUGCCGUUGAUUCUCCGGUCGUGGGGAAGAUGGAUUCGCCGGAGCUCCGGCCGCUCCCGCCGCUGAAUCGGCAGAAUCCGGAUGGUUUUGGGUCCCCUGAGGAUGAUGAAGAAGAGGAGUUUUAUUCUCCCAGAGGGUCGUUGGGCGGCGGAGGGAGGGAUAGUUCGGUCGGGGCCGGAUCCGGGUCGAGUAGGAUGUUUCGGGAUAUGGGUGGGCCGGGUCCGGAUUUUGGAGAAGGGGGAACUACUGAUUCGACUUCUUGUUCUUCCGAUUCGUCGUCUGGAUCUCCGGCGAGGUCUCAGUCGGUUAGCAUUUCUCCUCCCGCGAGUUUGUCCCCCCGGAAUAAGAGCAAGACGUCCCCUGAAUCCGCUCGGGUCGUUUAUCCGGGUCCGGGUCCUGCUCCUGCUCCGCCGUGCCCGCCGAUGCCACCACGGCGGAAUGAGAACGAGUUGUUGUCGUCUGUUUCGCCGUCGCCGUCGUUCUCUGCUUCGUCUUCGCCGAGGAUUUCUUUCGAUAUCGAGCAAAUGAAGCGAAUCUCGCCGGAUCGGAAUCUGAGGUCGCCGUCCUUGUCUCCGGCCAGGAUUCUGAAUAAGAAUCAGCAGGGGAAGCUUUCUUCUUUAGCUUCCCCUGUUUCUUCCACAUCGGCUGCUUCUUCGCCCAAGCUCUGGAACGCUCUGAAUCAAAAUGUGCGGUCACUGUCGGUUUGUUCGUCUUCCGCUGCUUCUUCAACUGGGUCACCGGACAGAGUUUCGUCUUCGUCGGAGAAAUCUCAAUCUCCCCGUAUGUCCAAUGAUUUGGAUCCUAAUAACGCCCAGCCAUCGUCGUUGCUUUCCUCUGCUUGGACUUCCCCUGAAAGACGUCCACUUUCCUCUCCGUCCGCUAUGCCCGUUAAAAUGUCGCCGUCAAUCUCCUUAGCUUCUUCAUCGCCGGGUUUCGAGAAGAGCCCUAAUCGGUCUCCGGCCGUUGCAUUGAACGUCUCCGGGCUGAAUGUUAUGAUGAGUUCUGUUCUUGGUCAGCAGCCAGUUUCAGCUUCCCCACCGCCGCCGCCCCCUCCUCCGCCACCACUACCGCCGAGGCAGAUGGACUUUUCUCCGGUAGCAUCGACACCAGCAGGCAAGUUUAAUUCCACGUCGGCGGGUGCCCCACCGCUGCUUAUACCGCCGUCCAGGCCGUUUGUGCUGCAAACGCCGCCGACGAAAGUAUCUCCGAUUCAACUGCCGCCGAAUUCUGAAGCAGAGGAUUACUUCGAAGAGGCUUCGAAGCUGAAGUUGAAGCCUCUACAUUGGGAUAAAGUUCGAGCUAGCUCCGAUCGCGAAAUGGUUUGGGAUCAAAUUCGGUCCAGCUCGUUCAAAUUGAAUGAGGAGAAGAUAGAGGAACUGUUUGUCGCAAAUGCCCCCAGACCAAAGCCAUCACCAGGAACUCCAACUCCAUUCAAUCUAUUUGGAAAUCAGGAAAAUAGGGUUCUUGAUCCUAAAAGGGCACAGAACAUUGCAAUCUUGCUGAGAGCUUUGAAUGUCACCAUAGAGGAAGUUUGUGAAGCUCUCUUAGAAGGUAAUUCUGAUACACUUGGAACUGAGCUGCUAGAGAGCUUAAUGAAGAUGGCGCCAAGUAAGGAAGAGGAGCGAAAGCUGAAAGAGUAUAAAGAUGAUUCACCUGUGAAGCUUGGUCAUGCGGAGAAAUUCCUCAAGGCAGUCAUCGAUGUACCUUUUGCCUUCAAACGAGUCGAUGCAAUGCUGUACAUGGCCAACUUUGAUUCCGAGAUUGAGUAUCUCAGAAAGUCCUUUGAAACUCUCGAGGCAGCAUGUGAAGAGCUGAGGAGCAGCAGGAUGUUCCUGAAGCUUCUGGAAGCCGUACUGAAGACAGGUAACCGCAUGAAUGUUGGGACAAACCGUGGCGAUGCUCGUGCUUUCAAGCUUGACACGCUCCUCAAGUUGGCCGAUGUCAAGGGCGCAGAUGGCAAGACUACUUUGCUUCAUUUCGUCGUACAGGAGAUUAUAAGAACUGAGGGAGCUCGUCUUUCCUUGGGGGGAUCCACGAAUGCCGCCACCUCAUCAUGUGAAGAGGUCAAGUGUAGGAAACUUGGGUUGGAAGUCGUGUCAAGUUUAAGCUCUGAGUUGAGCAAUGUGAAAAAAUCCGCUGCUAUGGACUCAGAUGUGCUCAGCAGUGAAGUCGCCAAGCUUUCUGUAGGCAUCGAGAAGAUAACCGAGGUAGUGCAGUUGAAUGAAAGAUUAGGGUUGAGUGGAAGUGGGAAGAAGUUCUCAGAGUCGAUGAAUAAGUUCUUGGAAAUGUCCGAGGGGGAGAUCAUAAAGAUUCAGGCGCAAGAGAGUGUUGCAUUAUCAUUGGUUAAGGAGAUUACCGAGUAUUUCCAUGGGAAUUCAGCAAAGGAAGAAGCUCACCCUUUCAGGAUCUUCAUGGUUGUGAGGGACUUUAUCUCUGUUCUCGAUCGGGUUUGCAAGGAAGUUGGCAUGAUAAACGAACGCACGAUUGUUAGCUCGUCGGUUUAUAAGUUCCCUGUUCCGGUGAAUCCCAUGCUUGCUCAGGCGCAAUGCAGUUCAUUUUCCGAUGAAGAAGGUGCAUUGCCAUAAGGAAGGAUGAUCUGCUGGGUUUUCUGUAACUCUUCUGCCCCCAGUUUCUGUACAAAUCGGCAAAGAGAGAUUUUUGUAAUUUGCUGGCUUAUUUGAUCUGUGUAGAUUAGUAUAUAUAGAAAGAUUAUUUCUUUUAGCUGGAAAUGGUCGUAUGAUGAUGGGUAAUGUAUGAUCCCGUGCAGACUUAUGAUUCGGGAUUUGGUCUCUAGUUAUAGAAACUGCAAGUUAAGAAACAAUCAGAACUUUAAUACUAAUGUAGAAUAAGAAUAUCAACUGUAA
Molecule: messenger RNA, 3686 nt
Organism: Linum trigynum
Lineage: Eukaryota; Viridiplantae; Streptophyta; Magnoliopsida; Malpighiales; Linaceae
Source: the annotation of a GenBank genome assembly